This is a messenger RNA of Rhipicephalus microplus (southern cattle tick), 3158 nucleotides long. Its product is annotated as S1 RNA-binding domain-containing protein 1. The record is from RefSeq and is a predicted model, not a curated record. Gene Ontology annotation, biological process: translation; nucleobase-containing compound metabolic process. Lineage: Eukaryota; Metazoa; Arthropoda; Arachnida; Ixodida; Ixodidae. Gene Ontology annotation, molecular function: mRNA binding; structural constituent of ribosome.
UGCCUUCAAAGAAGCCCAUGGCAAGGCCCCGUUGUCGCAAGGCUGCGGCUCCAUUGCCAAAGAAGGUAAAGCUGGAGAAGGCAACGCCACCAGCACCCUCGGUAGUCAAGGACCCAAACGCCGGCACAACACGAGAUGCCGCGAUCGACGUGGAGGCCGAGUGGGAAGCCCGCUACGGCUGGCACGUUGAGGAGGCGGUGGCCUCGACGGUUGGCGUGCAAGUGGACGUGGUGCGCAACGUGGUCAGCAUGCUGUCCAACGAGUGCACCAUCCCAUUUAUCGCGCGCUACCGUCGCGAGCAGACGGGUGGCCUCCAGGCAGAUGGACUGCAGGACAUUCAGGACACCUACGCCAGCCUUCUGCAGGUGAAGAAGAAGGCACGCACCAUACUGGAGACACUGACGAAGGAAAACAAGGGGGACCCCAGUGUGCGCAAGCUCAUCAUAGGCGCCCGCAGUAGCGUGGAGCUGGACCACUUGUACGCCCCCUACAAGGAGUCCAAGGGGCGUUCCCUGGCUCAGAGGGCCAAGAACCUUGGCCUCGAAGAGACGGCUCAGCAGAUUCUUCGAGGAGAGGCCACAGUCGAGUCCAUCAAUCCUGAGAGCCUCGUCAAGGCCGAUGUCAAAGGGUUGCAGUCAUCAAAAGAGGUUCUGCUCGGUUGGCAGCACAUCCUUGCCGACAUCCUCUCCAAAGACAGGACGGUCCUUGAUUACUUGGCCAACAUGGCCAAGUCUCCUGGCAUCCUUCUGACGGCCACCAAAAGUGCCUCGGCAGCCAAGCUUGAGCGGCGAGCUGCCGUCGACGGCACACCCGAAAUCUGUGACAAGAAAUACGACCUUUACGCCAAAUUCUCCAAGGACGUACGGGCGGUGCAACCUCACCAGGUACUGGCCAUCAACCGUGGAGAGUCCCAUAAGGUGCUGACAGUGAAGCUGGUGCUGCCACCGCAGUUGGAACCGGGGCUCAAGAACUUCUGCGAGUCGUGCCUGCGCAACAUGGGCGUGAAAAUGCAGGGCCAGACGAUGCAGCUGGUGCGGGACUCCAUUGAGGACGCCUACACGCGAUUGCUGGAGCCCCACCUUUUCCGCAGCAUAAGGUCCCAGCUCACCAAGGAAGCCGAGAAAGAGUCUGUGAGCGUGUUUCGUUCUAACCUCCGGCAGCUGCUGCUCAUGCCUCCGGUCAGGGGUCAUGCGGUGUUGGGCAUCGACCCUGGGUUCAAGCACGGCUGCAAGCUGGCUGCAGUCUCGGCCAAUGGCAGUCUUCUUCAGCAUGCCGUCAUCUCCCCUCACAAUGGUAACAAAGUCCAGGCUGCGAACGUGUUGAGGCAGAUGGUCCUCACACACAAUUGUGACCUGGUGGCCCUGGGCAACGGCACGGCCUGCCGUGAGACUGAAGCUUUCCUCUCUGAGCUCAUCUCCAAAGGCUGCUUUGAGCCAAUCAAACUUAAAUACUGCACAGUGGAAGAGAGCGGCGUCUCCAUCUACUCAGUCACCAAGGAUGCCGAAGCCGAGCUCCCUGGCCUUGACCCGAACAUCCGCAGUGCAGUUGGCAUAGCGCGGAGAUUGCAAGACCCCUUGCUGGAGUACGUGAAGGUGGAGCCCAAGCACCUCGGAGUUGGCAUGUACCAACAUGAUGUGACUGAGUCACUGUUGAAGAGCGCCCUGGAGGGAGUCGUCGUGGAAUGCGUCAGCUUUGUCGGAGUCGACAUUAACGUCUGCCCCGAGUUGACGCUCAGGAAGGUGUCUGGGCUGAACGCAGGCACGGCCCGCAACAUUGUGGAGUGGCGGACGACCAACGGUCCCUUCCGCAACCGCCAGCAGCUGCUCAACGUCAAACGCCUGGGCAGCAAGGCCUUUGAGCAAUGCGCGGGAUUCGUUAAGGUCUUUCCCCAAACUGCGUCGGGGGCAAAGCCCGCUGGCGAAAGCACUGGCCAAAAAAAGACGACGCAGCCUACCAAAGCUGCAAAAGGCAGCAGCAAGGACGACAGUUUCAACCCACUCGACAUGACUGUCAUUCAUCCAGAAUCAUACACUCUGGCCGAGAUUUUCAUCUCUCAUUUGGGGUUGGACAAGGAGGCCAUUGGGAAACCACAGUUCAUUGAAAAAGUCCGCCAGGAGACGGCCAAGUAUGGCGUCAACCACUUUGUGAACCUGCUGGGCGGUAGCAUAGCCACGAUGCAGCUUAUCGUGGACGCAUUACAGCACAGCGUCGAGUACGACAUCCGCUCAGAGCAACACCAACCUUUGUUCAAGAGCGGGGUGCUCUCGCUCGACGAAGUGCACGCGGGCCUCGAGCUCACGGGCAAGGUGAAGAACUGCACCAACUUUGGUGCCUUCGUCGACAUUGGGGUCGGCACCGACGGACUCAUCCACGUCAGCCAGAUGAAUGGCCAAACGAUUGCCCUGGGUGACCGUGUCACCGUGCGCGUCCUCAACAUCGAGAGGAGCCGCGGGCGCAUUGGGCUGCGGCUACUGUCCAAGGGAUGAGCAACUGCCAAGUCACCUCUCACGCACGUGGACACCUAGCUAAGGCUUUUUGCGUUUGCGUGCUUUGUAAGCAGAAGCAGCAGCAACACGGCAGUCACCGCAGCACUGCUGCAAGCAACCUUGCGGUGAUUCGUUUGCCUUGUACAUAGCCAUCAGUUAUGCCAAUGAUGGCUUUAGUAUUAAGAACGUGUAAUUAUUUAAUUUUUUUAGUACGAAUACGAUAUAUGUUUAUCAACGCGACCUACCGGUUGCAGAGUCGUCAGCUGAGCCACCACCGGCUUUAAUAGUAAGGUUGUGCAAAUACUAAAUAUUUCAAGUAAAAAUCGAAUAUGUGUUUCAAAGUAACGGGAGCCUUCGUUACUCCUUAUAAAACAAAUAAAUGAAAUUGCAUUUCACUUGGCUGAAGCAUGUUGAAAAUUCCUUUGGUAAUGCAUUCAUUGCAAAAUUUCGUGCAGAAAAAUUGUUCAGCAGACAUAGCAAAUAGUGAUUUUACAACAAGAACAAUAUUUUUAAGAUUGGGAACUAACUCAAAGCAAAUAGGGAUUUCAGUACUUGGACAAUAUUUUUAAGCAUUGUUACUAGGCAUGUGCAACUGCCAUUUUUGUGGUUCAAAGCAAAUUCAAAUCGAAACAGUGGCAGAGUUUUAAUAGUAAUACAGUCGAAUCUCGAUAA